This is a messenger RNA of Hyaloperonospora brassicae, 1263 nucleotides long. The record is from the annotation of a GenBank genome assembly. NCBI's taxonomy places the organism in Eukaryota, Oomycota, Peronosporomycetes, Peronosporales, Peronosporaceae.
AUGCCAAGUCGGCCCUCGAGCUCGCAGAGCGGCGGCAGUAGUAGCCACAGCUCCAGCAAAGCGGUCGCGGACCGCUACGAGCCCGAGACGUCGCUCCGCGCGGCCCUCUUCGGCGAGAUCCUCCUGUGCCGCGACCGCCUCACGCUCGAGCGCGUGGUCGUCAAGACCGUCGACCUGCAGCUGGCCAGCCGGCACACGUCGCGCGCGCAGGAGCUCGUGCAGGAGGACGUGCAGCUCGAGGUCGAGGGGCUCAGCCGCGUGCGGGCGCUGGGCGGCCACCCGAACGUCAUUCGGCUGCACAAGUGCUUUGUGGCCCGGGGCGCGUUGCACCUCGUGCUCGACUACUGCGAGGGCGGCGACCUGCUCGACGCCUGUGUCCAGCGUCGCCGGCCGCGAGUCGACCGUAACGAAGGGCUGAGCAGCCGCAGCCGCACCCGUCGUGUCAAUAGCAGUCGUGUCAAUAGCAGUAGCAGUCGUGUCAAUAGCAGUAGCGGUCGUCGUAGUUGUAGUGACGACAGAUGUGGUCGUCCGCGAGGCGAAGACGUUGUCGUUGCCGGCGGCGGCGGCGCAAGAGCGACAGCAGCAGUGGGUAGUGGCGGACCGCGUCCCGAAGACGAUGUGCACGACGACGGCAACGGACCGUUUCUGAGCGGCGUAGACGGCUCGACGCGUCUGCAGGAGGCGGUCGCGCACGCGUUCCUCGUCGAUGUGCUCUCGGGGCUGCGGUUCCUCCACGCGCACGGCAUCGCCCACCGGGACGUCAGUCUCGAGAACAUUCUGCUGCGCAACGGGAGCGCAGUGAUCGCCGACUUUGGGCUGUGUGUGCCCGAGCUGUCGGACCUCUCGUCGUCGCCCCUGUCAUCUCUGGGCCGCCGUCGUCCCGCCGACGCGCUUUGCUGUGACGCGGCCGUGGGCAAAGACUACUACAUGGCGCCCGAGAUCGUGGCCCGCGAGGCCUACGACCCCCGGCGCGCCGACAUUUGGGCCACGGGCAUCGCGUUCUUCAUUCUGCUCACGUCGUCGCCGCCGUUCGAGCGCGCCGACCCGUCGGACGCGGGGUUCCGGUACGUCGCAAAGUGCGGCGUCAAGGCCGUGUUCGCGGCGUGGGGGCUCGAGAGGGACGUGUCGGAGGGCAUGCAGAAUCUGCUCGAGCGGAUGCUGUGCGUGGACCCGGACGAGCGCAUUACGAUGGCCGAGAUCUGGCAACACCCGGUGCUGAAGCGACCGCGGAGCCGCGCAGAGUCAAUCGGUGGCUGCACGUAA